Molecule: messenger RNA, 2481 nt
Organism: Striga asiatica
Lineage: Eukaryota; Viridiplantae; Streptophyta; Magnoliopsida; Lamiales; Orobanchaceae
Source: the annotation of a GenBank genome assembly
AUGAGAGGGGUUGAUCAUAAAAUGGCAAAAGUACUUAAAGGAUUUGGCAUGAAAAGAGCACUGAUUGUUCACUCAGUGGGACUAGACGAGAUGAGUCCGCUUGAAUAUGGGAAGAGUAGAAAGAUAUUCUUUGCUAGGGGCAAAGCAAACGCAGGGGUGUAUCAUAUAAUAGUGAUAACAAAUUUACUAGGCUAUUUGCAGCAGGCCCCGGUAUUUUAUUCUUACACAGAAAUUCAGCUUGUCAGAGUUGAUUUACUGACAUCGUCAAACAUGGCGUUAUCACUGAGGCAGUCAAUUACCAGAAGAUUAUACUCAAAUUCAUGCUUAGCCUACGCCGACUUCUCGGGCACCCUGAAAUCCGACGACCGCCCCAAAGACCCCCCGACUCAUAACCUCCAUGACUCCUCACUAAUCAACAUGCUGGAGCUCAACUCACAGCUCAAGCACCUCACAAAAUCCGGCGACCUGAAAACCGCCCGCAACAUGUUCGACACAUUGCCCCAAAGGGACGAAAUCACCUGGACCACCCUGAUUGCCGGCUACAUCAGCUCCUCAGACACAUCCGAAGCAAUUUCUUUGUUCUCGAAAAUGUGGGUCGACCCGGAUGUCGUAAUGGACCCAUUCAUACUCAGUCUUGCUUUGAAAGCGUGCGGCCUGAAUGUAAAUUUGCGUUACGGUCAAGGGCUGCACGGGUACUCCGUGAAAUCCAGCUUCAUCUGCUCGGUUUUUGUCGGGAGUUCGGUCCUCGACAUGUACAUGAAGAACGGAAGAAUUCUCGAGGGGUGUGCAGUCUUUGACGAAAUGCCGUCAAGAAAUGUGGUAUCUUGGACAGCUGUCAUCACAGGCCUCGUCCGGGCAGGUCUCCACUCCCGGGGGCUUUUAUAUUUUUCCCAGAUGUGGAAAAAUGGGGUCGAGUAUGAUUCUUACACGUUUGCCAUUGCACUCAAGGCUUGUGCUGAUCUCGAGCUGUUGCACAACGGGAAAGAGAUUCACGCCCGCAUAUUAAAAAGAGGUGUAGAAACAACGACAUAUGUAGCCAACAGCCUUUCCACAAUGUACAAUAAGUGCGGGAAAGUCGAAUAUGGCUCGUUUCUAUUCGAGUGUAUGACUAAACCGGACGUGGUCUCUUGGACGUCCAUGAUAAUGACAUACAUCCAGACAGGCCAAGAGAAACAGGGGAUUAAUUCUUUUUCGCGCAUGCGAGCAUGCGGGAUAAGCCCCAACGAGUACACUUACGCGGCAGUUAUUUCGGGAGUCGCGAAUAUUGCGAAUCUCGAGUGGGGCCAGCAGCUGCACGCGCACGUCCUGCUCGUGGGUCUCGCAGAAUCUCUAUCGGUAUCGAAUUCUAUCAUGACCAUGUAUUCAAAAUGCGGGCUUCCCGAUUCUGCCCUCGAAAUCUUUCGCCAAAUGACCGCAAGAGACGUAAUCUCCUGGAGCACAAUCAUCGCAGGCCAUUCUUUGGGGGGCCACGCAGAGGAGGCCUUCGAGCUGUUCUCGCAGAUGAGGAAAGAAGGCCCGAGGCCCACUGAGUUCGCUGUGUCAAGCGUGCUGAGUGUUUGCGGCAGCAUGGCUAUUCUCGAUCAAGGCAAACAGCUCCACGCGUACGUUUUAUCCGUCGGCCUCGACCAAACGGCCAUGAUCCCGAGCUCCCUCAUAAACAUGUAUUCGAAAUGCGGUUGCAUUCUAGAGGCUGCGAAAGUAUUCUCGCUUACUCUAAAUGACGAUAUAGUCUCCUCUACCGGUAACCAAACGCACCAUGAGAAAAACAAAAAGGUGAGAAAAAACACAAACAAAAGAACAAAAAGAAUGUCAGCGCUUUCUGUUAUUCCCAUAACUGUAGCUACUUUUAGUUUAUCCCAAUCAAGAAAGCUUCACAAACCCAGUAAAAAUCUCGCCAAAAGAUUAGAUUCACGGGUAGAAUUUCAAGACUCUGUAUCUUGGGCUCGUAGGACCAAAACACAGAAUAUUAUGAUAUAUGGUGUUAAUGGGGCUCGGGCUAGUACGAACGAUGAGAGUAUUGAGGUUUUUGAGCAGGAAGCUUUUGUGGAUGGGUCUUCGAAACUCGGAGCCGGUCGACUCGAAGCUACUCUCAAUAGCUUGAGCAAGUGGCUCGUCUCGGCGCUUUUUGCCGCAAUUGUUCUGUGGAGGCAUGAUCCCGAAGUAUUAUGGGCAGCUAUGGGUGCUAUUCUCAAUGCUCAACUCUCGGUGGUACUUAAGAGGUUAUUAAACCAAGAAAGGCCUAUUUCUACAUUAAGAUCAGACCCAGGAAUGCCUUCAUCUCAUGCACAAGCCAUCUUCUACACAGUCUUAUUUCUCAAUUUGGCAAUCAUGGCUUCGAGUUUCCCAACAACUUCAUACGACUAUGCAGGUGGUCGUUGUUGGGUCCUGUAUUGGUUUUCUGUUGCACGUUAUUCGUACUUGGAUGGUAGAGGAACGGUAAUCCCAUCUAAUAGUAAUAAUGUGGCCGUGAGCGGACCUUAA